GGCAUGUGUUCGAAGGUAAACAGCUACCUCUCCGACCUUUCUCGUUUCCUCACUGCACGAAAUUUCACACUUUCCCCCAGCAAAUCCACAGCGACCAUAUUCAAAAACUGGACGAAGGAGUAUAGACUAGAGCUUAAUAUUGCAGUCGACGGCGUCAAAAUUCCGACUGUGAAUAAUCCUAAGAUUUUAGGCGUAACAUUCGACAGCCUAUGCUCCUUCUCUCCUCAUACCACCGCGAUUAUCGCCAAGGUACAGAGCCACAACAAAAUCCUCAAGUCGCUAGCCGGCAGCACAUGGGGAAAAGACAAAGAAACGUUGUUGGGAACAUAAUAGGCAAUCGGCCGGCUGGUCCUCAAUUACGCAGCACCCAUAUGGUCGCCUGGAUGCAGUGGCACGCAGAUGAGGAAACUUCAGACCUGUCAAAACACUGCACUCCGGACCACUACGGGAUGUCUUUUGAUGUCUCCCGUUGAACACCUCCACAGUGAGACGCUUAUGCUCCUAGUUAAGGAGCAUAAUGAACUCUUCUCCAGGCAAUUCCUACUGGGAUGCUUUCGCAGAAAUCAC
Molecule: messenger RNA, 567 nt
Organism: Bactrocera tryoni
Lineage: Eukaryota; Metazoa; Arthropoda; Insecta; Diptera; Tephritidae
Exons: 1
Source: RefSeq, a predicted model, not a curated record